UGGCCAGCGCUGAAUUCGGGUGAAAACUGCAAGCAACAACCGCCAUUUAGUGGAUGAGCUGACUCCGAGCUCCAGGGCCCAAGAGGAGCCCCGGGGUUCAGGCGCCGGGCAGAGCUCGACGAAGCCAGCUAUGAGAGGCCAGGAGAGAUGGAUGCGGGGGGAAGCGGCACUUUGACUGAGAGGGUCAGAAGCACGCUGCCCCACUCUCCCCGCCGCUGAGAAGUUCCUUGGACGCGAACAGACGUCGACUGCAGCUGGGCAGAGCGCGGAGCGAACCAGCGAGCGAGCGCCGGCGAAUCGCCCGCGCCCGCCGCGGGGAGAGGCAGUUCGCGCCCCGCGGCCCCGGCUUGGCCCGCGCGGCCCCGCACAGCCCGCGCCGCCGUCUGCCCCGCCAUGGCGGAGGUAGGGGGGGUCUUCGCCUCCUUGGACUGGGAUCUGCAUGGCUUCUCCUCGUCUCUGGGGAACGUGCCCUUAGCUGACUCCCCGGGUUUCCUGAACGAGCGCCUGGGCCAGAUCGAGGGGAAGCUGCAGCGCGGCUCGCCCACAGACUUCGCCCACUUGAAGGGGAUCCUGCGGCGCCGCCAGCUCUACUGCCGCACCGGCUUCCACCUGGAGAUCUUCCCCAACGGCACGGUGCACGGCACACGCCACGACCACAGCCGCUUCGGAAUUCUGGAGUUUAGUCUGGCUGUGGGACUGAUAAGCAUACGGGGAGUGGACUCUGGCCUAUACCUAGGAAUGAAUGAACGAGGAGAACUGUAUGGAUCGGUAAGUUUCAGAAAACUCACACGUGAAUGUGUUUUCCGGGAACAGUUUGAAGAAAACUGGUACAACACCUAUGCAUCCACCUUGUACAAACACUCGGACUCGGAGAGACAGUAUUAUGUGGCCCUGAAUAAAGACGGCUCACCCCGGGAGGGAUACAGGACUAAACGGCACCAGAAAUUUACUCACUUUUUGCCCAGGCCAGUAGAUCCUUCUAAGUUGCCCUCCAUGUCCAGAGACCUCUUCCGCUAUAGGUAAUGGACCUCUGGUGUGACCUCUGUGACCCAUGUACUCUGGGGCCACAGUUGUCUCUGCAAGCACUAUACUCAUAGCUUUUGAAUCCUUCCUUCCUAUCAAUUUAGAUAACACAGAAGCACUUACCGUUCAACUUGACCUAGCUGUUCCCUUGUUCAAAGUGUAUAUCAAGGUUGGGUUAUUUUGGGGAGGGCUGGGGGGAGGGGUGGGCCCAAGGGAAUCUUGUAUAUACUUUUUUCUUUAUUCAUGUUUUCCCCUGAGGUGGCACAAAAAUAAUGGGGCCCUGCCAAGGACCAGGGGUGUCUUGCCCCACAAUCUACCCAAAUACCUUGACAAUGGGUAUAAAAAAAGACCAAGGAAUCUGCCAUAGAUGCUACCUACAGAGCUUUGGAAAAGUCUCAUUAAGGAAAUCCUUGGGGCUCCAGCCCUGCUGCAAGCCAUCCCUACAUUGGCUCUGCAGAUUUCUCAUUCGUCCUGACAUGCAGUUUUCCUGCCAUUGGAAGUGGGAGAGGGGUAGGUUAUAAGAAAAUGAUAUUAAAAUGUAAGCAUGGAUACUGUGCAUAAGGACAAACUAUUUAUGAAAUGUAUAUGCUAUUUAUUUUAUAUUUAUUUAUUUCAAAAUAAUUUUAUUUUUAAUGAGAGAUGCUAUGACUGGAUUUUCAUCAGAAAGAAUAAGGUCCUACUGAAACAGGAUAAAAUGAAUUAUUAAAGGCUUUUAUUGGCAAUAAAAUUGUC
This is a messenger RNA of Sciurus carolinensis (gray squirrel), 1755 nucleotides long. It is a transcript of the gene Fgf16, whose product is annotated as fibroblast growth factor 16. Gene Ontology annotation, molecular function: fibroblast growth factor receptor binding; growth factor activity. Gene Ontology annotation, cellular component: cytoplasm. The record is from RefSeq and is a predicted model, not a curated record. The coding region runs from base 394 to 1023 and encodes 209 amino acids. NCBI's taxonomy places the organism in Eukaryota, Metazoa, Chordata, Mammalia, Rodentia, Sciuridae. Gene Ontology annotation, biological process: positive regulation of protein phosphorylation; cell differentiation; positive regulation of gene expression. The transcript has 4 exons.